Molecule: messenger RNA, 337 nt
Organism: Colletotrichum acutatum
Lineage: Eukaryota; Fungi; Ascomycota; Sordariomycetes; Glomerellales; Glomerellaceae
Exons: 2
Coding region: 12-224 (70 amino acids)
Source: RefSeq, a predicted model, not a curated record
AUCGUUGCACGAUGUCCUUUUUUCUCACCGCCGCAUUGACACUUGUCGCAGGAGAGCAUUGGGCUGGCGCUUGCCUGUGUCGGGGAAAGCCUCAUCGGCCGUGUGCUCGUUCAUCCUCGCUCCCCGGCUCUGGCGCCCGCCGGUACUGCGGUAGGUUCAAGGCUGUGGGUUACACAAAGACUUUACUAGCCUUACGGCUAUACUCAAACGAAGUUUUCAAAUAGUCACCAAACGGAGCUCGGUUAUUGAGACGAAGAAAGCUCGGGCGGCUGCUGGCUACCGAAUAGACUACUCGGGAGGUGGUCACGGGUUGAAGGCUAUCCUUUUUUUUUUUUUU